GCCGAUUUCGAAAUCGGAAUUUGGGAUCCGGAACUCGCAAAGGGCUUGAAACAUGUGUGUUUAAAUGAUGUGAAACGCGAGGAAUUCAAAGGAUUUGAAGAUCUUGAUACAGAUGCGAUGGACCUUAUGGGAUCGCUGAGACAGCAUGGCGAUAUGUCGGAUGACGACAACGACGAUGCAAUCGUUCCGUUCGAUUUCAUGAAUAGCGUGCAGGAACGUCUGGAAAGUAAGCUUUAA
Gongylonema pulchrum is the source of this 237-nucleotide messenger RNA. The record is from the annotation of a GenBank genome assembly. Lineage: Eukaryota; Metazoa; Nematoda; Chromadorea; Rhabditida; Gongylonematidae.